This is a messenger RNA of Lathyrus sativus (Indian pea), 1911 nucleotides long. The record is from the annotation of a GenBank genome assembly. NCBI's taxonomy places the organism in Eukaryota, Viridiplantae, Streptophyta, Magnoliopsida, Fabales, Fabaceae.
AUGGCGGCUGCAAUUUCUUCACCGAUUGCUCACUCUGCGACAGUUGCGACUCCGAUGACGGCGGCAUUAGGCGGAGGACCGUUUGCGAAUGCAUCGCUUUACGUAGGCGAUCUCGAAGGGAGUGUGAUCGAGGCACAGCUUUUUGAGCUGUUUCGCCCAGUGGCUCAGGUUCUGUCGAUCAGGGUUUGCAGGGAUCAGACCACGGGAUCAUCUCUUGGUUACGCUUACGUUAACUUCGCCAACGCUCAGGAUGCGGCCAAUGCUAAAGAAUUUCUAAACUUCACUCCUUUGAAUGGAAAGCCCAUUCGUAUUAUGUUUUCUCAACGAGAUCCAAGUGUUCGAAAAAGUGGAUCAGGCAAUGUGUUCAUUAAGAACUUGGACGCGUGUAUUGAUAACAAGGCAUUACAUGAUACUUUUGCUGCCUUUGGCUCUGUUCUUUCUUGUAAGGUGGUUCUUGACAGUAGUGGUCAGUCAAAAGGACACGGUUUUGUGCAGUUUGAUAAUGAAGAAGAUGCAAAGAUUGCUAUCAAACGAUUGAAUGGAAUGCUAAUUAAUGAUAAACAAGUAUAUGUUGGAUCUUUUGUUCGCCAUCAGGAAAGGACUAGGACAAAUGGAUCACCCAAGUUUACUAAUGUGUAUGUGAAAAAUUUGUCGGAAACAAUAAAUGAUGAAGAACUGAAGGAUAUAUUUGGCCCCUUUGGAACAAUAACCAGUGCAAUAAUCAUGAGAGAUACAAAUGGGAAAUCUAGAGGGUUUGGAUUUGUGAAUUUCCAGAGUCCAGAUUCAGCUGCUACUGCAGUUGAGAAGUUAAAUGGAACCACCAUCAAUCAUGACAAGGUUUUAUUUGUCGGGAGAGCUCAGAGAAAAGCGGAACGAGAGCAUGAAUUGAGAGUCAAAUUUGAACAAGAAAGAAUUAGCCGAUAUGAGAAAUUACAAGGGGCUAAUUUGUACUUGAAAAAUCUUGAUGACAGUUUUAGCGAUGAAAAGUUGAAGGAUCUAUUUUCUGAAUUUGGAACUAUAACUUCUUGCAAGGUGAUGUUGGAUUCACAUGGUCACAGUAAGGGUUCCGGUUUUGUGGCCUUCUCUACGCCGGAGGAAGCAAGCAAAGCGUUGAAUGAAAUGAAUGGGAAGUUGGUUGGAAGAAAGCCUCUGUUUGUUGCUGUGGCCCAACGCAAAGAAGAGAGGAAGGCCCAAUUGCAGGCUCAAUUUGCCCAAAUUCGGGCCCCCGUUGGAAUGGCACCUCUGGCUGCAGGAAUUUCUGGAUAUCAUCCAGGGUCUCCGAGACUAGCCCCUCAACAGUUAUAUUACGGUCAAGGCACACCUGGUUUCAUACCACCUCAGCCUGCUGGAUUUGGUUUCCAGCAGCAAAUAUUGCCUGGAAUGCGACCUGUUGUUUCUCCAAAUUUUGCUAUGCCCUAUCAACUUCAAAGACAAAGUAUAGGUGCUCGACGAAAUGGAAACCUCCAACACGUGCAGCAAAAUCAACAGAUGCUACAACGUAACUCCAACCAAGUUUAUAGAUAUAUGGCCAACAAUCAAAAUGGUGUGAAUACUUCUGGAAUGAUGCCCAGGACAUUUGAUGGUCCAGUAGUUACUGCAGCUUCUAUUGAUAAUCAGCGUCCGAGGUCUACAUCACUUGCAUCAGAUUUAGCUUCUGCUACCCCAGAAAACCAGCGUAUGAUGCUGGGUGAACAUUUGUAUCCACUUGUGAAACAUCUUACACCAAACCAAUAUACAGCAAAGGUGACAGGAAUGUUGCUUGAAAUGGAUCGGUCCGAAGUAAUUCAUCUUAUUGAAUCUCCAGAUGACUUAAAACAAAAAGUCUCUGAGGCAUUGCAAGUCCUCGUCCAUGACGCUGCAUCCAGAUCUGAAGUUGGAGAUCAACUUGGUUCGUUGUCUUUGAAAGAAUGA